Molecule: messenger RNA, 885 nt
Organism: Geodia barretti
Lineage: Eukaryota; Metazoa; Porifera; Demospongiae; Tetractinellida; Geodiidae
Source: the annotation of a GenBank genome assembly
AUGGCCGGUCUCACCGCCGGCAUCUACUCAGCCCGCCACGGCCUGAGCACCGCCAUCGUUGAAGAAAUGAUGGCCGGCGCUCAGAUUAUCAACCUGGAGCGCAUCGAGAAUUUCCCCGGCUUCCCCCAGGGCAUCGCCGGCUACGAACUCGGCCCGUCAACCCAGGAACAGGCCAUGGACGCCGGCGUGGAAAUCCUAAUGGACACGGUUACCGACGUGAACGCCAACGGUGACUACCUGCAGGUGGUUGGCGACGGCGGCAGCACGUAUCGCGCCAAGGCGGUCAUCAUGGCAGCCGGCUCCUCUUUGCGCACCCUCGGCAUCCCAGGCGAGGAAGAAUUCAACGGACGUGGCGUUUCUCACUGCGCCACCUGCGAUGGCCCAAUGUACAUGGGGCAAACCGUCGCGGUCGUGGGCGGCGGCGACUCCGCAGCCGACGAAGCCCUCACCCUCACCGACUACGCCGACCGUGUCAUCCUGUUUCACCGCGGCGACGCGCUGGACUCCCAGAGCGUUUUGCAGGAACGCAUCGCCGCCUCCGGCAAGAUCGAGGUGCGAUACAACACCGAAAUCGUUGAGGUGCUGGGCGAAGACGCGGUAACUGGCAUUCGCGUACGUUCCGCCGACGGCGAGACGGUGGAGCCGGUGCAUGGCCUGUUCGUGUACGUCGGUUUGAAUCCCAACUCGGCGCCCAUCGCCAACCUGGUUCCGCUGGACAACUCAGGCCACGUACCAGUGGGCCUCACCAUGGAUACCCCCAAACCGGGUCUUUUCGCCGCCGGUGAUAUCCGCCAGCAGUCAGCGUCCCAACUGGUGGCAUCGGCCGGCGACGGCGCAACCGCUGCCAUCGCGGCAUUCCGCUACAUCAACUCCAGGCAGUGGUGA